This is a messenger RNA of Cephus cinctus (wheat stem sawfly), 1609 nucleotides long. RefSeq names its product tRNA pseudouridine synthase A (gene Pus1). The record is from RefSeq and is a predicted model, not a curated record. The transcript has 6 exons. NCBI's taxonomy places the organism in Eukaryota, Metazoa, Arthropoda, Insecta, Hymenoptera, Cephidae. Gene Ontology annotation, molecular function: pseudouridine synthase activity; RNA binding. The coding region runs from base 247 to 1485 and encodes 412 amino acids. Gene Ontology annotation, biological process: tRNA pseudouridine synthesis; mRNA pseudouridine synthesis. Gene Ontology annotation, cellular component: nucleus.
UUAUCUUAAAGCAUAUGUUCAUCUAUGCUCAACCGUGUGGUUACUACUUUCGGUAAUUGGUAUAUAUUUCUACGGCAUUUCAAUGCUACGUUUAAUUAAGCAUUGUGGAUUUUUUAAUAAUUUGUGCUCUUAUUGUGAGUACUGCUAUAUGUAUACAAUAUGCUUGUCAUACAUUGAAAUUAUUAACUGGUGAAUUACAGUACAGUAAAGCAUAACCUUUUAUGAUUCUUUACAUAGUUUUCUGCUAUGUUCAUGUGGAAAUACAACUUUAUUUCUGUACGAAAAAUAGUAUUAGGUAGUACGCAACACUGUAAAAUGUCUCUUAACAUAGGUAAAGUGACUAUGGAAGAUAGUAUUGUAUCUGAACAAAACAAUAAAAGACCUCUGGUAGAAGAAAAUGAUGAGAAUUUGCUUAAAAAGCAAAAAACAGUAUCAACCGAAAGAGUGAAGAAAAAGAAUUAUGCCAUAUUGUUGGGCUACCUUGGAAAGGGAUAUUUUGGUAUGCAAAGAAAUCCUGGAAUGAAAACUAUCGAGGAAGAUUUAAUAAAUGCCUUGUUCAAAGCAAAUUUAAUAAAUGAAGAAGCAUUUAAAACAAUACAGACAAUACAAUUUCAGAGAGCAGCACGUACUGAUAAAGGUGUUUCUGCUGCUAGGCAAAUUGUUUCCUUGAAAUUACCUGAGCAAGUAUCUAAGGACGAUAUAAACAUAUUUCUUCCAAACGAAAUUAGAAUUUUUGGUAUAAAACGUGUCACGAAAGGAUUUAAUAGCAAAACUCAAUGCGACGCACGAACGUAUACAUAUACUCUGCCCACAUAUGCAUUUGCACCAGAACCACCCAAUAUUUUACAAGAUGAAGAAUAUAUCGUUUUGGAAGAACGAUUAGAAAAAUUGUCAAUUAUAGAUGGAAAACCGUUUAAUGAAUAUCGUAUAUCAACAGAAACCGUUGAAAGAAUAAAGUCGGUACUAAAGAUGUACGAAGGAACGCAUAAUUUUCAUAACUUUACUUCAAAAGUGAAACCAUUAGAUCCACGUGCAAAGAGAUAUAUAAUGGAAUGCACCUGUUCUGAACCAUUCAUAUCAAAAGAUAUGCAAUUCAUAACACUUGAAAUAAAGGGUCAAAGUUUUAUGCUUCACCAAAUUAGAAAAAUGGUAGCAUUAGUUAUAGGAAUGGUACGAAAUAUUGCAACGGAAGAAUCUUUCGAGCAAGCGUUUAAGGCUAAAAGAAUAGAUUUACCAAUUGCACCAAGUUUAGGCUUGGUAUUGAAUCAGAUACAUUAUGACAAUUACAAUGAGAGAUAUGGAGCUGAUGGCAUUCAUGAAAAGUUGGAUUGGCUGGAAUGCAAAGAAGAAAUUAAUACAUUCAAAAAGAAUUACAUUUUCAAAGACAUCGUAGACAUGGAAGUUGCUGAGAAAAUUACGUUAAAUUGGCUGGCAACGUUAGCUCUGCAUACAUAUUCCUUUCGAGAAAAGCAUCUUAACGAAUAGUGUAAUCAACUAAAUGUUAAUGCAUUAUUGCAUAGGAUGCAACGCUUAACGGACCAAUAAAAUCGACUUAAUUCCGAGGCGAAUGAAUUUUACAAAUAAAAUAAAUUUACAACUACCAUCUAUA